Molecule: messenger RNA, 2683 nt
Organism: Brassica rapa (field mustard)
Lineage: Eukaryota; Viridiplantae; Streptophyta; Magnoliopsida; Brassicales; Brassicaceae
Product: glycerophosphodiester phosphodiesterase GDPDL4
Biological process (GO): lipid metabolic process
Molecular function (GO): glycerophosphodiester phosphodiesterase activity
Source: RefSeq, a predicted model, not a curated record
AAUCCCACAAACCCCAAAAAGCUCUUUUACUUCUUCUCUCUCUCUCUCUCUCUCUUCUCCCUCACAGCAAAGCAAAUCUCGUUCCGUUCUCCGAGAAGAACGAAGUUGGUGAAGUCGCCGCCUGGAUAACUCAGGUUCACAGAUGACAACAUACAUGCGAGACAAACCAUCAAUGCUUGGGUCACGAGCUUCCAAGUUUCUACUCUCUGCUCUCAUCUUGAUCCACUUGCUACCUACUCAACUCCUUGCUCAAAGAUCUAAAUCUCCAUGGCAGACACUCACUGGAUCUGCUCCUCUUAUCAUAGCACGUGGCGGGUUUUCUGGGUUAUUGCCAGAUUCAAGCGUCGAUGCUUACAGUAUCGUAUCUCAGACAAGUGUCUCCGGUGCUGUUCUCUGGUGUGAUGUGCAGCUUACCAAAGAUGGAGUUGGGAUUUGCUUCCCCGAUGUAAAAAUGAUGAAUGCUUCUAGUAUCCAAGAUGCUUACCCUAAACGGAAAAACUCUUACCUGGUUAAUGGUGUCCCUACUCAAGAUUGGUUCACCAUUGAUUUUACCUUGAAGGAUCUCAAAUCCGUUUUCUUGAUCCGAGGAAUAUUAUCACGAUCUGAUGCAUUCGAUAACAACCAAUACGCCAUUUCAACAGUACAAGAUAUCGCUAUGGAGUUGAAACCCAAGAGCUUUUGGUUAAAUGUUCAGCACGACGCGUUCUAUGCGCAGCAUAACCUGAGCAUAAGCAAGUUUAUGCUAUCACUCCCCAAAACUGUGACUAUUAACUAUCUCUCUUCCCCUGAGGUUACUUUCCUACGGAGCAUCGGUGGCCGUUUUGGUAAAGCCGGGCCAAAGUUUGUGUUCAGGUUUCUCGAGAAAGACGAUGUUGAGGUGUCAACUAAUCAAACAUAUGGAACUCUCCUGGGAAACCUAACUUUCAUCAAGACGUUUGCUUCAGGAGUUCUUGUUCCAAAGUCUUACAUAUGGCCGCUCGAAGACCAGUACUUGAGUCCCCACACAUCCUUUGUUCAAGAUGCUCACAAAGCAGGAUUAGAAGUAUACGCGUCAGGCUUUGCAAAUGAUUUUGACAUGGCGUACAACUACAGUUUUGAUCCGUUGGCUGAGUACUUAUCCUUCAUGGACAAUGGUGACUUCUCUGUGGAUGGCUUUCUAUCUGAUUUUCCACUAACUGCAUCUUCUGCUGUUGAUUGUUUCUCCCAUCUUGGAAGUAAUGCUUCAACACAAGUGGAUUUUCUUGUAAUAUCCAAAAAUGGAGCAAGUGGGGACUACCCUGGGUGCACUGACUUGGCCUAUUCAAAGGCUAUCAAAGAUGGUGCUGACAUCAUCGAUUGUUCUGUUCAAAUGUCGUUGGACGGGAUCCCGUUUUGCUUAAACUCAGUUGAUCUUGGAGAGAGCACGAACAUUGUCCAAAGCCCUUUCAGAAACCGUUCAGCAACUGUUCCUGAGAUCGCUCCUCUUGGUGGAUUAUACAGCUUUAGUCUGACAUGGUCUGAGAUUCAAACCUUGAGACCUGCGAUUACAAAUCCAUACAACAGGGACUUCAACUUGUUUAGGAACCCCAAGGAGAGAAGUUCAGGGAAGCUUGUUUCACUUUCUGAUUUCUUGAACUUGGCGAAAAGCUCCACCUCUCUUGCUGGUGUUUUGAUCAGCGUUGAAAAUGCAGCAUACCUGAGAGAGAAGCAAGGUCUCGACGUUGUCAAAGCCGUUCUCGAUACACUCACCAAAGCUGGUUACAGCAACGCGACAACAACAACCAAAAAGGUUAUGAUUCAGUCAACAAACAGCUCGGUUUUGGUAGACUUCAAGAAACAGAGCCGGUACGAGACGGUAUACCAAGUGGAAGAAACAAUCCGAGACAUCCUCGACUCUGCAAUCCAAGACAUAAAGAAGUUCGCUGACGCCGUCGUGGUCAGAAAAAACUCUGUCUUCCCAGUCAGCGAAAGCUUCACCACUGGACAAACCAAUCUGGUGGAGAGGCUACAGAGGUUCCAGCUUCCUGUUUACGUUGAACUGUUCCGCAACGAGUUUGUUUCUCAGCCGUGGGACUUCUUGUCAGAUGCAACGGUGGAGAUAAACUCGCAUGUUACUGGAGCUGGUAUCAAUGGAACCAUCACCGAGUUCCCUUUAACAGCCGCUAGAUACAAAAGGAACAAGUGCUUGACACGGAAAGACCUGCCUCCAUACAUGAGCCCGGUUCAGCCAGCUGGACUCUUAUCCAUUAUGAGUCCUACUUCAUUACCUCCAGCUGAAGCACCAAACCCGGUUUUCACAGAUGCUGAUGUCACUGAACCACCACUACCUCCGGUCAUAGCCAAAGCCCCUACGAGCAGUCCUGGACCAUUAUCAACCGAUGAAAAAGCUCCUAAUGGACAAACCCGUGUCACUCUGUCUCUUCUUCUCUCUGCAUUCGCCAUGGUUCUAGCCUCUCUUUUACUUCUGUGAUCACAUUGGUCUGAUCAGUUGACUUGUGUCCACAGAUAUUAUUUUGCCUCCUAAUAGUUAUUAGGAUUCUCUGCAUUGGUGAGUUUCUGUUGGGGUUUUUUGUUUGUUCAUACUAAACAUUCAUUUGUAUCAUUGUAAUUUGCUGUUGUAACAUUAUUCACUUUAAUGUUCGUUAAAACUCUUGUGUGCUUUGUAGUAUUAAUGAGAUUUUAUCUUCUUUAAUACAUUAAAAUC